This is a messenger RNA of Meleagris gallopavo (turkey), 3973 nucleotides long. The record is from RefSeq and is a predicted model, not a curated record. Lineage: Eukaryota; Metazoa; Chordata; Aves; Galliformes; Phasianidae.
UCAUGAGCCUUCCUUUUUAUUGGUUUUGUGGAAAACAGAACUGAGGUGCGUAAUUUCUUAAUGCUGCCGGUGCACUCGUGGCAGAGGAGUAGGAUUUCAGUCCACAAACUGAACUGUGGGACUCUCAGAACAUCCACUGUCUUUGGCUUGCAGUUCUGGUGGGGCCAGUCUAAAUCCAGCUAUUAACAAUGUGACUUCUUUAUUUUAAGGGAGUCCACGAGACGUCCCAGGUGAUGGAGAUGGUGAAAUGAGCUCCAAAAGGUGCCGAACAGAGGAAACAAAGAUCUGUGAGAAAUGCUGUGCAGAAUUCUUCGAUCUCUCUGAAUUCCUUGAGCAUAAGAAAAAUUGCACUAAAAAUCCACCUGUCCUAAUCAUGAAUGACAGCGAGGGAGCAGUCCCUCCUGAAGGCUUCUCCGAAGCUGCUGUCGGGAGCUUCUCGAGUGACCGAGGGGAUAGCAGGGCACGCAAGGACACUCAGGCGAAGGGCUGCGCCGGUUCUGCAGAAAAGAGAGAAGGAAAAAUCGAUGCCGAAUCGGUAGGAGGAAUGUACCUCAAAAUAGAGCCCCCAGCUGCACCCGCGACUCCUGGGCUGAGCUAUCUACCAAAAUCCAAAGUACCGAACACUAACGUGACGUUGCAGACGAUACGUGGCACUAAAGUGGCUGUGAACCAGCGUACCACCGACGCCAUCGCUUCUUCAGCCGCCAGCUUUAACGCUAUUCCGAUGAUCCUGGAGCAGCUCGUGUGCUUGCAGCAGCAGCAGCUCCAGCAGAUCCAGCUGACGGAGCAGAUCCGCAUCCAGAUCGCCAUGAUGGCCCCUCACGCCCUGCACCCCUCCAUCGCCGCUGCCGCCGACCCGCUGAAGGCGCUGGGAGCUCACAUGUCCCAGCAGCUGUCGGCCGCCGUGGCGCUGAUCGGGCAGAAGGCGGGGAGCCAGAGCCUAUCGCUGGAAUCCUUGAAGCAAGGCAAACUACCUCAUGCUAACACUGGUGUUGCGGCCGCCGGCUCGCUGGCUGCCGGCCUCUCCUCCUCCUUCCCCCUGAAGCCGGAGGCGAGCAGAACCUUCGCCGGCUCCAUUUCUCGGUUCCCAAAUCCUUUGCUACCUCAGUCCUCCCACUCCGUCAUCUUCCAGAAUCCCCUUUCGGCUGUUUCUUCUGUCAUAGAUUCCUCAAAGAGGGUGAAAGGGAAACCUCCCAAUAUUUGCGUGUCUGAAAGCAAAUCGAAUGCGGAGGAGCCGUUCUUCAAACACAAGUGUAAAUUCUGCGGUAAGGUCUUUGGCAACGACAGCGCCCUGCAGAUCCACCUCCGCUCCCACACCGGGGAGAGACCCUACAAGUGUAACAUUUGUGGUAACCGCUUUACGACCAAAGGAAACCUUAAAGUGCAUUUUCAGCGUCACAAAGACAAAUACCCCCACAUCAAGAUGAACCCUUACCCGGUUCCUGAGCACCUGGACAAUGUUCCCACGAGCAGUGGGAUCCCGUAUGGGAUGUCUGUGCCACUGGAUGAGUCUAACCUAAUUGUGGAUAGCAAACCCCUGCUGACAACCCUGCCUACCUCCGCAGCCUCCAGCGCUCCUCCGAAUGCCCCCAGCCUCACGGGCACCAAGGAGCCGGCUGCCUUCUCAGCAGAGCUGCCCUCACGGCCUUCUCCAGACAGCGAAGGCGGCUCUUCCUCAUCUGGGGCAGUUGGUCAUGAAUCAGGAACGGAGCAGAGCUUGAGCUCCCCGCAAGCUGCCUGCAGCGUGAGCAUCUUCCACGUGGGCGGGUCGAACGAGCAAGGCUCAGAAACAUCCAAGCUUCAGCAGCUGGUUGAGAACAUCGAUAAGUCCACUGCGGACCCCAACGAGUGUCUGAUCUGUCACAGAGUGCUGAGCUGCCAGAGCUCCCUCAAAAUGCAUUAUCGUACCCACACCGGGGAGAGGCCGUUCAAGUGUAAAAUCUGUGGCCGUGCCUUCUCCACCAAAGGGAAUCUCAAAACUCAUUAUGGUGUCCAUCGGGCCAAUACUCCUCUGAAGAUGCAACACUCGUGUCCUAUCUGCCAGAAGAAGUUCACAAAUGCAGUUGUGUUGCAGCAGCACAUCCGUAUGCAUAUGGGGGGACAGAUACCUAACACACCCAUGCCGGAAAACACCUGUGACAGUGCUGAAGUGGAUCCUGCUGCAGCUGAGAAGAACGGUGACAUCAGCCGCCCAGAUGAGAGCAUGGAAAGCAUGGAGAUGGAAGAGGACCUGGAGUCUCAGGAUGGCCCCAGGAGUUCCUCAAAACCUCCUACCCCAUUCGAUGCACAGUCUGAAUUGCCGGCCGCAGCUGCUGGCUUCUCUGGCAUUGCAGCACUGGAGAAUCAAAUGAAGAUCGUCAGCUCUGCUCUAAACCUGCAGCGGCAAAGCAGCUUGAAGUCUAGUGACAAUGGCUCUACAGAAAGCGAUGGCAUGACGAACGAUUCGUCUUCUGUAGCUGGAGAUCCAGACUAUCAGAAUGGCCGAAGUCCCGCUGCCUCCGAGUCCACCUCGCUGCAGGCUCUGUCCCCUGCCAACAGCCAAACUGAGAGCGUGAGGUCAAAGUCACCGAGCUUCACCAGCCAAGAAGAUGUAGGCACGGGAAGUAAAUCAGAGGGUCCUGAGAGUGCUGCUGGAGAGAUGGAAGGGGUCGUUGCUUUGGAUUUAACUUAUGGCAACAUUGGUCGGAAAGUCAUUAAAGAAGAACCUGGGCUACACUUUGCAAAUGGAGAGUAUGGUCGAAAUAGUAUCCCAGCUACUUUUGUUAGAGCCCCACCAGCCCUCAUAAAAAUGGAAAUACCAAGUGAGCGUCCCAUUAGCACUGGCCAUUUCAUUGGCCCACCAGCUCUCUCCCCUGGUGUUGCCCCCCUCCUCGUGCCACGACCGAAAUUCUGCCGUCCAGCCAAACAGCACAUCUGCACUACGUGUGGGAAGAACUUCUCCUCCGCCAGCGCCCUGCAGAUUCACGAGCGGACGCAUACAGGGGAAAAGCCAUUUGCCUGCACCAUCUGUGGGAGAGCCUUUACAACGAAAGGGAACCUGAAGGUCCAUGUAGGAACUCACAUGUGGAAUAAUUCCGCCAGGCGGGGAAGGAGGCUUUCAAUUGAUAACCCCAUGGCUCUACUGGGGAAUGACCCCAAGAAGGUAUCCGAAAUGUUUCCCAAGGAUAUCAUGGCUCCUUCAGUGAGCAUCGACCCCACAGUGUGGAACCAGUACACGGCGGUACUCAGCAAUGGCAUAGCGAUGAAGACCAACGAGAUCUCAGUGAUCCAGAGCGGCGGCUUACCGAGCCUUCCGGGCAGCGCUGCGGGUGCGUCGGCAAUAAGCACUGCGACGGUUUCCAAAGCGGAUGGGACCCAGUCUGGGGCUGCUUCUGAAACGGAAAAGGCCGGCGGUGCUGCUGCAGACAACGUGCCAAAACAUCAAUUCCCUCACUUCAUGGAGGAGAACAAAAUUGCUGUUAGCUAAGAGCUCUAGUGAAGAUGACGUGCAGAAAGAACAAAUAUAUAUAUACAAACAUAUAUUUUUAAGAGAUUCCACUUCAGCCUCCUAUUUUCCUAUUGACGUGCAAAUGAUUUUAUGGUUGUCUUUGUAAGAUUACGUUGCCCAGAGUACAAUCAUGGUAUUGCUUUGCAAAUAGUAAAUAAUAAAGAAUAGGAUUUCCUUUUAUUUGGAAAGAUGCGGGUCUUGCAAAGUAGUUCUUACGUGUGACUUUAAUGUGUACAGCCUUACAGAAAUUUCUACAACUUGAAAUUCCAAAGGUUUAGAUUAUUUACCUCUUCAUUUAGAGUGAAAUACUUGGGGGUUUUAAAUAGAGUGGAAACAGCCUACUGUUGGUGGAGAAACUUGUAUUUACUGAUAAGAAAUGAAAGCUGUUAAUGCGGGUAAAUAUCCUAGAAUGUCUGCCGCCCUCUUAGAAGUAGUUCUUCUGUUUGAAUUUUCGGCUCUGUGUGAUUUCUGAAUGUUACUUUUUUU